Messenger RNA from Necator americanus (New World hookworm), 243 nucleotides. RefSeq lists its product as uncharacterized. Lineage: Eukaryota; Metazoa; Nematoda; Chromadorea; Rhabditida; Ancylostomatidae. The record is from RefSeq and is a predicted model, not a curated record. Gene Ontology annotation, biological process: mitochondrial respiratory chain complex IV assembly. Bases 1 to 243 code for a protein of 80 amino acids. The transcript is spliced from 2 exons. Gene Ontology annotation, cellular component: mitochondrial intermembrane space.
AUGUCACAAGCUGGUCCGUUCAACCGGAUACAGUCCGUCUCACCGCCGCUUAAAGGAUCAUUUCCACUUGAUCAUGAAGCGAAGUGUAAGCUGGAAAUGUUGAAAUAUAUGUGCUGUCUGCACGAAAAGAAACAUCUAAACAGCGAAUGUCGCGAUGUUGCAAAGGCUUAUUUUCAAUGUCGUAUGGAUCACGGUUUGAUGGAGAAGGAGGACUUCGAAAGACUUGGAUAUGGAGAUAACUAG